AUGGCCAGAGAAAGUGAUGCUCCAAGUGUGCCCCUCACCCCGCGGCGGCCACAUGAAGCACCAAAAUCAUCAGUUUCCCAACAACCCGAGUUUGGAAAGCCCUCGCCUCUUGGCCAACCGCAGCGUUCUUCCAAUCAUCUAUUCAAUAUCCCCAAACACAACCGGGCGCGACCAGAGCAUCAUCGCGCUCCCCAACCCCCACAAACACAAACACAGCCGCAGCCGCAAUCGCAACCAACAGCCCAGCCAAACCGCCUUCCUCAAGGUUUUCGACCACCAGGCGCACCAGGAGGUGGCUCAGCCACACCCUCUGCGAGCCGAAGCGCGGCAUUUGACCCUUUCAAGCCUGUCAGGCCAUCUGCAUACACUGAGUAUCGAUCAGCCGUCCCACCGGGUGCAACUCCAAUCAAACGUCCGCAAAAUGUGAAUUACACUACCCCUCGAGCCCCUCGAGCUCUUUUCUCGUCAAAGCCCUCAGCCAAGCCAUCCAAUUCCUCCUUGAACCUCCAAAACUUCAUCGAUCUUACGUCGGAUAAAACUUCAUUCAACCAGCCAAGUACCCCACGAUAUGGGGGAAGCUCAAGCUUUGGCUCCAUUGACACAUACAGUUACGUUGAUGCAGAGAAGGCCAACGAGAACAUUAAGGCUCUCCUUGAGGGUGCAUUUGAGGAAGAGGAAGAGGAGGCUAAGCCAAAAUCAAAGGGAAAGAAGAAGGGCAAGAAGGGCAAGAAGAACAACAAAAAGCAAGCAAAGGAGUCAUCUCAAGCUGAAGUUGUCCCAGCUCCGAAGAAGGAUGAGAUUGACGACCUUGAUGACUUGGCUGCUCAGCUUCAGGGCGUCACGGUGAAUGACAAGGAAGAAGCGGCUGAAAGUCAAAACGAAACUGUGGUCGACGAAGAGAAGGACAAAAAGGUCGAGGAGGAAGGCGAUGAAGAGGAAGACGAGGAGGAUGAUGAGGAAGAGGAGGAAGAAGAAGAGGCCUUAAUCAUCGAGGGAUUGAAAGUCAACCUUCUACCUCAUCAAGUUGAAGGCGUUCGCUGGAUGUGUGACAAAGAAACUGGCCAACGCUCGGCUAAGGGUAUCAUUCCUAAGGGCGGAAUCCUCGCCGACGACAUGGGGCUGGGUAAGACUGUCCAGGCCAUCUCUCUGAUUCUCAAGAAUCGCAAACCAGAAAACGACGAACACAGCGAAAAUACCGAAUCCGCCAAGAACAAAGACGACGAAGAUGAGCCCCCAGCCAGUCGCUUGAGUGCGAGCACCCUCGUAGUUGCACCUCUUGCUCUGAUCAAGCAAUGGGAAGCCGAGAUCGCCGACAAGAUUGAGAAGACCCACAAGUUACGUGUCUGUGUAUACCAUGGAGCCAACCGCGCGAAAACCUCUGCAUCGCUUGACGGUUACGAUGUCGUGAUUACCACUUAUGGUACUCUGACCUCGGAAGCGGCAACAGCAGCCUCGGACAAGGCCAAGAAGUCAGGGAUUUUCUCUGUUUAUUGGUACCGCAUCAUUCUUGAUGAAGCGCACACUAUCAAGAAUCGAAAUGCUAAGGCCACACAAGCUGCUUGUACCUUAGAUGCCAAGUACCGCUGGUGUUUGUCAGGAACGCCCAUGCAAAACAACCUUGAUGAAUUACAGAGUCUGAUCAAGUUUCUUCGCAUCAAGCCUUACAACGACCUUGCUGCUUGGCGUGAUCAGAUCACUAGACCCUUGAACAAUGGGCGUGGUGGUCUUGCCAUCCAACGUCUACAGGUCUACCUGAAGGCUUUCAUGAAACGACGUACCAAGGAUGUUCUGAAACAGAACCAAAACGACGAUUCCGAUGAUGAGUCCACCGGUGAACCUAAAAAGUCCAAUGGGUUCAAGAUCGUCAAGCGUGAUGUUAUCAGAGUUGAUGCAGAGUUCUUGGAGGGCGAACAGGAAUACUACGAUCGACUUGAGAAACGUACGGAAAAUCGCCUCGACGAGAUGAUGGGAGGUCAGAAGGUUGAUUAUGCGGGAGCCUUGGUCCUCCUCUUGCGUCUUCGCCAAGCAUGCAACCAUCCUGAUCUCGUCAAGAGCGAUCUAGCCACAAACAAGGAUGUUCUCUUGCAGAAUGGAAACCCUGGAAGCCAAUCGUCCAAGGAAUCGAAAAAAGACGAACUGGACGAUAUGGCGGACCUCUUUGGAGGAUUGAGUGUUGUGACCAAAAAGUGUGAUGUCUGCCAGGCGGAACUUAGCAAGAGUGAAGCUAAGAGUGGUGCUAGUCGCUGCAACGAGUGUGAGGCUGACUUGAACAUCAACUUCAUGGGCAAAGAUAAGAAGAAGAAGAAGAAGAAGUCGAAGGUCCACAGACACCACGAAAUCACUACAGUUGUCAGUCCCACUGCUAAGCCUGCUCGAGCCCGCAAGAAUCGCCGAGUCAUCCUGGACAGUGACGACGAGGAAGAUGAGGCUGAGUGGAUCGUACCCGAAGGUCAACGGAAGAUGCCCAACCUCGGUCAAGCUGGCGGCUCCGAUGAUGAGGAUGCCGAGGGCGGCGGCGAGUGGAUCGGCUCUGAUGAUUCUGACACAGACGAGGAAGAGAUUGACUCUCCGUCUGGAAAGAAGACUAGACCUAUUGUACUGAGCAGCUCCGAGGACGAAUCCGACUCUGACGAUGGGGAUGAUAUUCCCCACAAGGGUGAAAAUGGCGAGCUGCCAUCGACAAAGAUCCGUCACUUGAUGAAGAUCCUCCACAAAGAGUCAGCAGACUACAAGUUCAUCGUAUUCUCAGUCUUUACCUCAAUGCUCGACAAAAUCGAGCCAUUUUUGAACAGCGCGAAUAUUGGAUUCGCACGUUACGAUGGUCAAAUGAGAAAUGACCAUCGUGAAGCUAGUCUCAAUAAGCUGAGAAACAACAGAGGCACCCGAGUUUUGCUUUGCAGUCUACGCGCCGGUGCUCUUGGAUUGAAUUUGACUGCUGCCAGUCGUGUUGUGAUUUUGGAACCGUUUUGGAAUCCCUUCGUUGAAGAACAAGCCAUCGACCGAGUCCACCGUCUCAACCAGACCGUGGAUGUCAAAAUUUACAGAAUGGUCAUCAAGAAUUCGGUGGAAGAGCGAAUUGUGGCUCUCCAAGAUCGCAAGCGAGAGCUAGCGAACAUGACCAUCGAAGGCAAAUCUGCUGCUGGCAAGUUGACUAUGAAGGACAUGAUGGCUCUGUUUGGCCGUGAUGCCGAGUCAAAGUACCAAGACAAGCAGGAGACAUUGGAUUUCAAACAGACAACUCGUCUACUGGCUUCCAAUGAGGACUCACCUCCCCCAAAGUCUCUGGUCACAUCUAACCCUCGUUACCGAGAUCAUCGGCAACAGUCUAGUCGACCUGAGGAUUCUGUCUACGGGCGACGUUGGUAA
Messenger RNA from Penicillium malachiteum, 3366 nucleotides. RefSeq names its product putative SNF2 family helicase/ATPase. The transcript is spliced from 2 exons. Lineage: Eukaryota; Fungi; Ascomycota; Eurotiomycetes; Eurotiales; Aspergillaceae. Bases 1 to 3366 code for a protein of 1121 amino acids. The record is from RefSeq and is a predicted model, not a curated record. Gene Ontology annotation, molecular function: ATP-dependent chromatin remodeler activity; ATP binding. Gene Ontology annotation, cellular component: cytoplasm.